Messenger RNA from Camelus dromedarius (Arabian camel), 1767 nucleotides. RefSeq names its product ras related dexamethasone induced 1 (gene RASD1). The transcript has 2 exons. Gene Ontology annotation, cellular component: cytoplasm. The record is from RefSeq and is a predicted model, not a curated record. Bases 353 to 1180 code for a protein of 275 amino acids. Gene Ontology annotation, molecular function: G-protein beta-subunit binding; GTPase activity; GTP binding. NCBI's taxonomy places the organism in Eukaryota, Metazoa, Chordata, Mammalia, Artiodactyla, Camelidae. Gene Ontology annotation, biological process: signal transduction.
AGCCUCGGGGCGCCCGUAGCCGCGGCCAGACCCAGAGCUGUUUCCUUCCCGGGCUCAGCGGGCGGGAGAGGGCAGCGGCCCGCGGAGGUGGAGGGAGGGCGCGGUGGGGCCCGCGGGCGUGACGCACGGAGGCUGGGCGGGCGCAGGGCGGGGCGACCACGCGGGCUGCAUAUAGGGGCCGCCACAGGGUGCAGAGGGCCAGAGCUUUUGGUCCCGGAGCAGAGCGCAGCUGCAGCACGAGUCCGAUCCCCAGCCCAGCCCAGCCCGGCCGCCCGGUCGCUCUGCCCCGCGCCUUCAACCACCGUCUGCGCGUCUUGCGGCUCCGCGCCCGCCCCCGCGGCCCUUGUGCUCAAUGAAACUGGCUGCGAUGAUCAAGAAGAUGUGCCCCAGUGACUCGGAGCCGAGUAUUCCAGCCAAGAACUGCUACCGCAUGGUGGUCCUCGGCUCGUCCAAGGUGGGCAAGACGGCCAUCGUGUCCCGCUUCCUCACGGGCCGCUUCGAGGACACCUACACGCCCACCAUCGAGGACUUCCACCGAAAGUUCUACUCCAUCCGCGGCGAGAUCUACCAGCUCGACAUCCUCGACACGUCCGGCAACCACCCGUUCCCCGCCAUGCGGCGCCUCUCCAUCCUCACUGGAGACGUGUUCAUCCUGGUGUUCAGCUUGGACAACCGCGACUCCUUCGAGGAGGUGCAGAGGCUCAAACAGCAGAUUCUCGACACCAAGUCUUGCCUCAAGAACAAAACCAAGGAAAACGCGGACGUGCCCCUCGUCAUCUGCGGCAACAAAGGUGACCGGGACUUCUACCGCGAGGUGGAGCAGCGCGAGAUCGAGCAGCUGGUGGGCGCCGACUCCCAGCCCUGCGCCUACUUCGAGAUCUCGGCCAAGAGAAACAGCAGCCUGGACCAGAUGUUCCGCGCGCUCUUCGCCAUGGCCAAGCUGCCCUGCGAGAUGAGCCCGGACCUGCACCGCAGGGUGUCAGUGCAGCACUGCGACGCGCUGUACAAGAAGGCGCUGCGGGGCAAGAGGCUGCGGCGCGCAAGCGGAGACCCGGACGACGCCUUUGGCAUCGUGGCGCCCUGGGCGCGCCGGCCGAGCGUGCACAGCGACCUCAUGUACAUCCGCGAGAAGGCCAGCGGCGGCCAGGCCAAGGACAAGGAGCGCUGCGUCAUCAGCUAGGAGUCCCCGCCCCCGCGGGGCCGCAGAACCUCAGGAGGCCCUUUUGUCCAAAAGUCUACUGACACGGCUGAGCGCGCACGGACGGGCGUCUUCCCUCCCGGAGCCGGGCCAGGCGCGGGGGAGGAUCCGGACCAGAAAGGACCAUCAUCUGCUCUGGAAGGAGAGAGGACUGGCUGAGGCCGGACCCCCCACCAACCCCCACGACUUGGGGACAAGUCCCAGCAGAGGGUGGGUUUGCCUCACUUCUCACAAAGACCUACGAAUGGGGUGAGGUGGGAGUUAACCAACCAUGGCUGGGCAGGAGGGCCAGGACAAACGGGCACUAACUUGUCCGUGACUGGGGGUCCCCGUGUUGGCUGGCCUGAAACGAGGGUACGGGUCAGACUGGAGGGAGUGACUCGUUUACAUGUGUGUGCAACGGCACAAAGUGAAGCGAAACAGAAACCUUGCACUUUAUUAGCAGCUCCGGUGUCGCUGUGACAUGAACAAAAUCGUGCACGGCUGUUUGUACCGUGUGUGUGAGACAGUCUCUCAAGUUAUUAUUUGUAUUUUUUUUAAUAUAAAAUAAAAUACUUUAAAAUAGAAAA